CCUUUCCCUUCUCCCUCCCGCGCGUCCCGUCCCGGAAGUGACGUAAGGGGGUCGGCCUGCCUCUGCUGGAGACCCCAGUGCCGCCGCCAUUUUGUUCGCGUCGGGCCGGGGGCUGUGGGUGGGAUGUCGGCCUUCUCGGAGUCGGCGCUGGAGCGGAAGCUGUCGGAGCUGAGCAACUCGCAGCAGAGCGUGCAGACGCUGAGCCUCUGGCUCAUCCACCACCGCAAGCACUCGGCGCUCAUCGUCAGCGUCUGGGAGCGCGAGCUGCGCAAAGCAAAGUCAAACAGGAAGCUUACUUUCCUGUACCUGGCCAAUGAUGUAAUUCAGAACAGCAAAAGGAAAGGACCAGAAUUUACAAAAGACUUUGCACCGGUUAUAGUGGAGGCUUUUAAGCAUGUUUCCAGUGAGUCUGAUGAGAGUUGUAAGAAGCACCUUGGCCGAGUACUCUCUAUCUGGGAAGAAAGGUCUGUUUAUGAAAAUGAUGUAUUAGAACAACUUAGGCAAGCAUUGUAUGGUGACAAGAAGGGUAAGAAGCGCACAUAUGAGCAGAUACAAGUUGAAGACAAUAACUGUUCAGCCCGAAGUUCACCAACUGACCCUCCACAGGUAGAUACUACAGAUCUCAUUAGAGCAUUGCAAGAACUAGAGAAUGCUGCCUCAGGAGAUGCAGCUGUUCAUCAGCGGAUAGCUUCAUUGCCUAUAGAAGUCCAAGAUGUGUCCUUGCUAGAUAGAAUAACGGAUAAGGAAUCUGGAGAACAACUUUCCAAAAUGGUAGAUGAUGCAUGUAUGUUGCUGGCGGAUUACAAUGGCAGGUUGGCGGCUGAAAUAGAUGAUAGAAAACAGCUAACUCGAAUGUUGUCAGACUUUCUCCGAUGUCAAAAAGAAUUCCUUGCAGAGAAAGAGCAUAAAUUGGAAGAAUACAAACGCAAGCUAGCCAGAGUAUCCCAGGUCCGAAAAGAACUCAGGUCACGCAUCCAGAAUCUUCCUGACCUGUCCCGACUCCCAAAUGUUACAGGCAGCCAUGUACACCUACCAUUUGCAGGAGAUAUCUACAGUGAUGAUUGAUAAUAAGAACAUCUCUUUCCAUUGCCUCUACUUUUCUGUGGAAUGAGGGUUUCAAAAUUGAGGGACCACUGGCUUGUACAGCAACCCAUUUCUGGCACAUCCAUCUCCAUUAAAAAGCUGAUCCCAAAAAUGUGAAGCAAUUCCACAGCUUUAAUUAUAGUGUGAGUUAGUUGUAUAGGACCAGAUCUACUGCUGAAUGCCCAUGAUUAAGAUUUUAAUGUGCUUAAGUACCAUUUUACACAUGCAGCGCAAUACUAUAGGUAGAAUGCUGUAGUAAAUGUAGAAUUUGGGCCAAAUCAUUCUCUCCCAUGGAGACAUCCAUCCAGAAAGGCCAAUAAGAGCCAAAGCCCCCAUCCCUCCAAGUCCCUAGCGAACAUCAUCUAAAUUGAUGUCGCUUUUCUCACAGAAAGAGGGAAAAUUCUUAGGUUAUUGUAUAUAGUAAAAUGUGGGAAAAUGUUGCUGAAUAUUUGUUUUUUUUUAACUCCAGUAUGAUACAAAUACAGCAUUUGUAUAUGGGUAGAUAAGCUUGGGGAAAUAUAAUUGUUUACCAUUUUUCUUGUGUACACAUAAAGGGCCAGCUUUUAAGGGUGUUUAAGAGUCUAAAUAUACAGAUGGAUGUCUACUGAGACUUUCAGAAUUGUUGAGCCCUCACUCCUUUUGAAAUCAGUGCAAGUUAGGCACUUUUGAAUCCCCCCCUAAAUAUCUAUCUGUGUUUUUAUAAAUACCCUUAAAAACCUGGCUCAAAGGUUUGCAGAGGAUGUAUUAAGAAUUUUCUGUUAAUUGUUUUCCUUAGUUCCAUUUCACUGUAAACUUUCAUACCAAUCUUAACAAAUACUCACCAUUCUUCAUACUUAUCAUGCCUAGUUUUGCAAAUUCAAAUAUUGUACAUCAGCAAAAUGAAAACAAAUAAAGUUUACAACAAAUUAACACUUUCUCUGAUACCCUUUUAAACAUAAUUGUUUUGGAAGUAAAAAUAGACUGAAAGUUUCUUUGUAAUCCUGGUGUGAAACCCUGGUUCUGUUGAAGUCAAUAGGACCUUUUUGCCAUCAAUGCUAUUAGGGACAGGCCCUGGAAUACUUUUUCAUUGUGAACAGGAGAUAAAAUAUUACUUUUUCAAAAUAUGCAUAUUUAGACACAAGCCCUGUGUCUGAUUAUCCUCCCUCACACAAAGUGCCACAAAUGAAUCAUAGUUAAGGGUGAAACCAAAAAGGUUUUCCACAGCAUCCUUUCUCUCAAGUAUGGUUUUGACAGCUCACAAGAGUCACAGAGAGCUUAGUCCCCCACCCAAGUAUAUUUCUCUGUACUUCUCAAGGUAAAAAAGAAACAGAGUAUUUGUAAAGAGAAUCCAUACUCUUCAGGAUAGUCUCUGGGACUGUGCCUGUCCUCCCUAGCUAUAUCACAUCAUUGUAAGUGUGGUUGCUAUCUAUGGCCUUUCAACCAUGCCUGGCCGUAGAGCACUCUUAUACUCUUUGGGGUGUAUAUUCAUGAAGUAGGAACCCACAGGAACUAAAGCCAAGUGGAUAAAUGUUCGUUUACACACAUUUCCCCCUGAGACUUGCAAUGGGAUAACACACAAAAGUAUCUGGCAGACUCCGCUCAAAAAUCGGAUUAGGAAAUGAAUCUAUUGAUGCUAGUUAACCUGAGCUCAUCAGGUUGAUGGCAGUUCAGGUUUAUGACUCCAUAGCAAAAUCAGAGGUGGGGAGCUGGGGCAUAAUUAGCUCCAAGGAAACAAAGUAGGUUUUCUUUAGCAGAAAUAGGCAUGUACAAAGACAAAUCUGUGGUUAUUUUUAAAGAGAAUGUUAAAGUACGACUGGAAAGUUAGACCUAGAUUGAGCUUCAUGUUUAAAUGUGUUCUAAUCCAUUAAACUAUAGCUGUAUAAAUGUGUGUUUAGGCAUAUACAUGACUCAAAGCAGUUAUCUCAUGAACAAACCAGAAAAGCACAGAACAAAACAAUAGUCUCAACAAAACACAUAUUCCAAAGCAGAAAGAUCAUUAUAACCAUGCAGAGCCCCCAUUUGAUUCAUGCAGGCUCUGUGUGAUUUCCAGGUUUAUCUUGAAGAUCCAUGUAGAAUCCGGAACCAGGAUUUGCAAAAUAUUUUGUUGUAGAGAGAAUGUAAACACUUGUACUUUCUCUUCCUGCCUUUUACAGAAAAACGUAUGACCUUAAUGUGUUAAAAUCAGGGUAAAAUCAGCUUUUGGCAGCUCAAGAACAGAGAAGAUAGGCACUAACUUCACUAUGUCUGUUUUGUUCUUCCAAAUUGUUUGUAUUGUAAUCCUGUUGCAUCUCUAUAGAUAAAUGAGUGGUUAAAUGCAAAAAAAAUUAGGAAAAAUCUUUUCCUCAUCAUAAAAAAAUACACUAAUCUCAAAGAAAAGUUAAGUGGGAAGUUUGAGAACUAUGUAUGCUGCUUUUUCUGGAUAACAUUUUCUGUAUUUUAGUACUAAAAUCUUUACCUCAUGAAACCCUUGGUUUUUAAAGUAGCUAUUAAUACGUUGAAAUGUAGGGGAGAUAAAUGUCCCUGGUUUGUCACUACAAGAACCCCAUGCCAAUCAAGGAAUGAUGAGCUGGAUUUCAUAUAAUUUUACAGUAUCAACUAAAUUAGAAGUUUUAGUGCUGUGACAAUAAAUGCACCAAAGGAGAUGAUCCAUUAAGACACAGCAACAGCCAUUAUAUUGAUAUCCUUAAAUUCUUAGCUACCAAACCUUAGCAUACGUUCCUGUAACAUCUCAAGAGUAAGUGUGGGAAGCUCAGAACCUGAAAACAAGUUUGGAGACUAAAUGGCAGAAAAUAAUUGACUAGAAAACUGUAAAUGAAACAAACGUCUGGCUUAACAGAAAUAGAGUUUUCUCUGUAGAUUAUUCAUGUCCACAAUGUAUAGGUAGUUUUGUAACCACUCUGGGUACAGAUUUGUUGUGUUUUUUAUUUGGUAAUGUGGUCUGCUCUCACUGAAAUACCAAACUUCCCUCACUCCACAACUAAAAUACCAUACCAAGAUACUUUUUGAGCUUGAAAAUGUUACACCCCUAUGCAAAGGUAGAUUUUUCCAUGAAACGAUGUAGACAGUAUAUUCAUUAUUUGGCCUUUCUUCUUGGAAAAAAAUGGAGCUAAGCCUGCAGCCCUUCAUCAUAUAAUCACUACUUAUUCAGUAGUCAUUUUUCUGCAACCAGUGGGACCUGCUCACAGGUAUAAAGCCUUGGGUCAAGGCUCAGAUUUCAUAGUUGUACAAUUCUAUAUGUCAGUUCUCCCUGUUCUGUGGUUUUUCAAACAAAUGUAACAUCCUUGGUUACAACACUUCAGGUAUUUUAAAAAUAAUUUGUCAGCUUUGUUGGACGUUAACCUGUAGUUUAGAGUAACAUUCACUUGCUUGCUUUACAUUCAGCUACUGUUCAGGUUUUCACAUAUGGUGCACAUACCCUUCAUUAUUCUCUCAACACAAUCCAUAUACUUUAAAAUGUUGUAUAAAGUAACUUAGCAAAGUAUCUAGCUGAGAAACUUCAUUUUGAUUUGAUAACAGUACACGCCUGUUUUUCUAAAAGUAGUCAGUAGAUUAGGAACAAACGGACCUUGCUUCCAUGAGUCAGUGGCAAAACUCAUAUGAAGGUUAGUGAUUCCACAAGGGUCCUCCAGUGGUUACAAAAUGUAUGCAUUUAGCAUGAAAUUCACCUCAGUGCCAAGGACCAGCAUGAGGCCCGUAGAAAAGCCCUUGCCACAGAGUGAAUUUGUACCUUACAGAAUGUAAGUACAUAGAUUCAGCAUUAUUGUGGAUAGAUUAUGAAGUGGAUGCAGUGGCAGGAUUUCUGAAGGGUUGAUUUUCUGUGGGUAUAAACAUUUGGGACCAGUUCCACACAUUUUAUUCAUGCAAAUGUUCACACUAUUUCUGUGAUUUAAGCAAGUAGAUUUGGCUCUUAGUGACUCACUUUUAGAAAAUUAGCUUAAAAUCUUAAUAGGUAUGUUAUUUUUUCAUAAAGUUGAUAUCCAGUUCUGUCUGAGACCCUAUCCCCUGUGUGCUAAGUUAUCUCGAUUAAUAAGUAGAUCUUCUCCAUCUUAUUUAGAACUCUAAUUCCAGUUUUAUCUUUACUACAUUAAAGAUGCUUAGUAAGCAUGAACUUUUUGUGGGGUUUGCAAAAAUGCAAUAACGGCACUUUGUAAUUUGUUUGCAGCAAAAACGACUUAUUUGUUAAAAGGUAACAAAGGUCACAAAAGGUGACAAGUAAGAAAACAAGAUGUUUGAAAUGUAAAGGUGUUUCAUUAUUGUGCUCUGCUCACAGAAUGCGUAAUACUUGUGUAAUUUAUGUUCUAAGUAACACCUCUCUGUAUGUUUUCAUAUUUAAAAUAAAUUGUUGUAAAAACAUUUUGUUUAUAAAUAAUAUUAUUUAAUACUUGUAGAACUGUAUUUUAGUAACUGUUUUUUUUAUACUGACCCUAUGAACCACAACAGUGGGGGAAUGGUUAAUUUUAAGGAUGACAUUAUGCUUAGUAUUUAAAAAUGGUAAAAUGAAUUGACACUUUUAAAGAAAAGUUCAAGACUUCCUUGUGCUGUCUUAAAGUGGAGUAAUUUGUUUGGAAACCUUUGCAGAGUCUGGGCAUUGUAUAUUUUAACUAUAACCUGCUCUUGGAAAGGUACACUGCACAUUACAGCAUCUGUAAGGUUACAGCUCUGGGAAAAGCAUAUGUUUAAACCACUAGAGAGUCUGCAAGAACAGGCAUUAUUAGGGGCCUGGACAGUUAGAUCAAAGGAUAUCAGCUCUCACAAAACGGUAUAGACAGAGGAUCUGCCUUCCUAAAACUUGUGUGAAGGCCCAAUUAGAAGCAGCCCCUGAACUCUGUUCAGACUCCGAAAACCUAAAAGCAAAAACAUCCAGCAUGAGAAAACCGCAUGGGAAAACCAAAUGCAGCUGCUUGGUGGGUU
Alligator sinensis (Chinese alligator) is the source of this 5973-nucleotide messenger RNA. RefSeq names its product regulation of nuclear pre-mRNA domain containing 1A (gene RPRD1A). Gene Ontology annotation, cellular component: RNA polymerase II, holoenzyme. The coding region runs from base 124 to 1065 and encodes 313 amino acids. NCBI's taxonomy places the organism in Eukaryota, Metazoa, Chordata, Crocodylia, Alligatoridae. Gene Ontology annotation, molecular function: RNA polymerase II C-terminal domain binding. The record is from RefSeq and is a predicted model, not a curated record. Gene Ontology annotation, biological process: mRNA 3'-end processing. The transcript is spliced from 8 exons.